UGACAAAUCAACAUCAAGUUCCGUGGCGGGCCGUGGAGGCGUUGCGUCUGUUUAGGUAAAGUUUUGCAUUUAUGCGGAACUUAUAGUGAAUUUUAUGCAUCAUUUCUGAAAGAAAUGGAAGACCCGGAAGAAAUAAAAGUACAAGAACAGGCGGACCAACAGAAGGAAAAGGAAGAUGAGUCUGAGCAGCAGAACGAGCAGGAGAAGGCCAAGGAAGGAGAAGAAAAGAAAGAACCUGAAGAACCGGAGCAUUUUAGAAAGUUAUUUAUCGGUGGACUCAAUUAUGAAACCACAAAUGAAUCACUGAAGGCAUAUUUUGAAAAAUGGGGAGAAAUUGUAGAUGUUGCUGUCAUGAAGGAUCCAAAAACAAAUAAAUCACGAGGAUUUGGCUUUAUUACAUAUUCUCGUUCACACAUGGUAGAUGAUGCACAGGCCGCUCGGCCACACAAGGUGGAUGGGAGGCUUGUGGAACCAAAGAGAGCUGUUCCUCAAAGGGAUAGUCGACGUCCAGAGGCAAGUGCAACUGUGAAGAAGCUGUUUAUUGGUGGCUUGAAGUCAGAUAUGGAAGAGGAUGAUCUUAGAUUAUAUUUCCAGAAGUAUGGUCGCAUUGUGUCAUGCAGCAUUAGCAGAGAUAAAGAGACAGGCGUUAAAAGAGGUUUUGGAUUUGUUGAGUUUAAGGACUAUGAUGCUGUGGACAAAAUAUGUUUGCAGAAACCUCAUGUGAUAAAAGGGAAAGAAAUUGACUGUAAAAAGGCAUUACGCAAGUCACAGUUACCACCAGCUAAGAAGCGUCGAGGAGGAGGUGGUGGCAGCUGGAAUGGAAGAGGGGAUUAUGGCGGUGGAUUUGAAGCUGACCCAUGGAAUGACUACUAUGGCGGUCCAGAUGGUCCAGGAGGUGGUUACUGGGGCCCUGAUUAUCCCUGUGGAGAUGGAGGGGGAUUCUGGGGUGAUGAUGAUUUUGGUGGUGGAUGUUACCAGCAGAAUUAUGGAGGUGGACCUGUUAGGGGUAGUUUUGGAGUUGGUGGUGGAAGACCAGGUCCAUAUUCAGGUGGAUAUGGUGGUGGCCCAAGACGAUUUUAAACCAUCUGAUGUGGGUUUUUUACCAUACUUGGUACUGUGGUUCUUCCACUACCACUGUACCUUGGCUAGCUGAUGGGGCAGGGCAGUGCAGUGCAGACAGAUUGCAGGAUUUAAUAUGCAUUGCCCAAACAUAGGUGAGGCAGUAUCUCCUGAAUGCUGUCUUGAUCUUUUUUAAAAGGAAAUCAUUGUAUAUAAUAUUGAAUGUUGAAACUAAUAAUGAGACAACAGAGAUUCCAAAUUUUGAAUGUUUAUGUUUCCAUGUUUAUGAGUGAAAGUUAAUGAAACUGAUUUAUAAGCUUGGAUGUAGAUUUGUUUUUAGAUGGCUAACAAAUGAUGGAUCUUGCUGAACUGGUAUUGUGACAAACAGUAGCAAGAAAAACAUAUUUGUUGAUUUAGAUAUGUCAAGACACCUCUUGCUGUUUUAAGAGAAUGAUAAUUUAUUUAUCCUAAUACUGUAAAAAUGUACAUUUUGGUUCCCAGAAAUUAGGGUGUGAUUCUUAAUAGAUGGCUCUGUUCACAAAUGUGGCAAAUCUGUUUGUCUGAAUACUUGUAUUUCUUCUGUAUAAUAUAUUUAUUGGCCUCAAAAUUCUAACCUGUACUGAAUAGGAAGUUCACUCCAGCCAGAAUAUAUCUCGUAAACUGCACCUAGUUCUUGUUGAUUUUAAUAUGCCUCAGUCAUUCAGUAUCAUACUGGACAAACACUAUUUGUAGUGUCACUCUGACCAUUCACCUCCAUAUAGUAUUGAGGCUAAGAAUGUGUGUGGAGCUAUACCUCCACCCUCCAGCACAUCUUCAUGAUGUGGUGUUUAAUCAAGUACAGUACAUUCACCUUAGAAUACUGUAUUGGUUAAUUCAAAAUACUGCCUAAUUCAGAGUAGUUAUUCAAAUCCUGUGAGUAGUAAAUUUUGAAUACAAAAUUGUUGUCUAAUGUAAACUCUGAAAUACGUGUGUAAAUGCAAUACACAUUGUUAUAAGUACUCUGCACACUCCUGGAAUAUUUCCUGAAUCACAUAAAACAACUGACCAGAGAGCACCUGGAGGACAGUGAGAUGGCAGGCUGCGUACUGAAAGCCAUUGUGCCAUUGUGCACGACAUCAUAGUUUCCAGACGUCUAUGAUGUUGAAAUAUUUUCCUUUUUCUUCCACCCAGCUAAACUGUUUAUCUCAGAUGAUUUGUAUGUUACAUUGUGAUCAUACUACUUGUAGAUGUGAUGCAGGUAGCUUAACUGUAAAUCAGUGUUAACAGGAGCUCUGUUUCUACACUUUUUGCUGCUGUCUGUAUAGCAAACUGACAAAAGUGCUCUGUCAUUGGGAAGAGUUUCACACUGCAGUGUUCUCACAUCACAGAAGGAGCAAAGAUAACUUUCUUUUAUUAUGAACAUAUUUAAAUGAUCUGAUGAGGCCAGAGGCUGAACCUAAACAGUUGGCAUUGGCAACACAUUCUCAUCUCUAAGUCACUGUUACAUGAGACUUUUCACAGAACUCAUAGUCUGUGAGCUGAACAAGUCUUGGGUGAGCUGACUGUCUUAUGUGCAUGCAAAUCUAUCCAAGUGGAGCCAGAUACAGUGGAAGGAUUUAAUCUGAACUGAGUUGACAUGGAAGGAAUUCACUGACUUUGUCCGUAUGUGCUUAUCAGGAGCAGCUAGUGAACUAAAGAAGAUGCCUAGCACUAUAUAAGACUGAAUAUACAGUGACCCCCUAUUUAUUCAGUGAGAAAAUAAAGGGGAAGAAAGAUUUUUCAUCAAUAUUGAAUGUGUGGUUUAGUUCUGAGGGUUAUAAGUAAGAAUAAUUAAAAAUUAUGUUAUUAAGAAGUGAG
This is a messenger RNA of Cryptotermes secundus, 2895 nucleotides long. RefSeq names its product heterogeneous nuclear ribonucleoprotein A1, A2/B1 homolog. The transcript has 8 exons. Lineage: Eukaryota; Metazoa; Arthropoda; Insecta; Blattodea; Kalotermitidae. Bases 115 to 1080 code for a protein of 321 amino acids. The record is from RefSeq and is a predicted model, not a curated record. Gene Ontology annotation, molecular function: RNA binding.